Verticillium dahliae VdLs.17 is the source of this 1463-nucleotide messenger RNA. RefSeq lists its product as uncharacterized. Gene Ontology annotation, molecular function: protein binding. Gene Ontology annotation, cellular component: cytoplasm; nucleus. Bases 1 to 1425 code for a protein of 474 amino acids. The transcript is spliced from 3 exons. Lineage: Eukaryota; Fungi; Ascomycota; Sordariomycetes; Glomerellales; Plectosphaerellaceae. The record is from RefSeq and is a predicted model, not a curated record.
AUGCCCAUCGAGCGUGCAACAUACCGCACCCCUCAUUUCUACACCCUUCGCGAAGGCGAUUCUAUCGAUCAUAGGUAUACGCCUCUGAAUACCAGCGCAGAGCGGACUUGGGGAGGUUUCAGACGCCGUCAGGAACGGGGAUGGACGAUGCGGGCUGCAGAGCAGGGGCUCCCGCUUUCCGGCAUUCCGAAGUUUAAGGGAGUCGAGAUCACCACCGGCGCCAGGUGUAAACGCUUGGCGUGGCUGCCACCCAUGCUGCUGAUUCGUGACAGUGCUGACCCAUCACGCGACCCGACCACAGCCGAACUUCAUCCCGAUGCUGUGAGAUUCCAUGGAGUUCUGGAGCCUCCUGCCUCCUCACCUCCCAAGGUCCGCCUCAAAAGGAGCUCGAGUGACGAUGCCAUGAACCAUGCCGCCACAAGACACGAUGGCGACGCAAACGAUGCGCUCUCUUCCCCCCGGCGUGCUCUUCAUGGACAAUCCCAGGAAGGCCAAGAAUCGCCUGGCACAGAGGCGGCUGCGAGAGCACAAGAGAAGAGAGAAGCCAGCCGCCGCAUCGAGGAGCUUUCCGAUACGGAAUUCGAUGCUUGGACGACACCGUAUUCAUCGCAUCGCGUUGAUUCUUCGGACCAUUUCCUCCAGCAACCCGUGUAUGAGAUCCACCAGACCGGGGCAGAUGUCACCCCAGGCAUCACAUGCGAUGUCUUUGACAAUGCACCCAACCCGCUGAACGGCGUCGAAGCCAACCCCACAGAGCCCUACGAUUAUGCCUUUGAGACAGAGAUCCCGUCAUGGGAGGCACAGCUAUUUGAGGAACUCGUCGAGUCGGGCGUUCUCGACAAUGCCGCAGCCACAGGGACUGCUCCAGCCACGUUGAACGCCACAACCUCCUCCCCGCCGCCCACGAGCGACCUAUGUUCAGCAAGUAAUCCUGCCGACGCAACUCAACCCUCCGCCAGGUCAAAAACCAGAUUCUCUCAAAGCCAAGAAGCUCUCCAGGCCUUCCGAGCCAAACUUCUAUCCAUCUGGACCGAACAGACCGGCUGCACAACCCUAACGAAGCACGACAAGCCUCAACCACUCUUGCACGCCGCCGCUCGUCUGGGCAACUGCGAGAUGAUGCAGAUGCUGCUGGACCACGGCGCCGACAUCAACGCCCGCGACAUUGAAGGCCGCACGCCUCUACUUGCUGCCGUCGAAGCCUACAAGGGAGACGCCAUCAUCUUCCUGCUCGAGGCCGGUGUUGAUGUCAACGCCCAUGACGAGCAGGGACGGACCGCCCUAUCGAUGGCUGUCGAGUGCGACUGUGAAAAAGCCGUCGAACUGUUUCUCCGUCACGGAGCUGACCCCAACUUGGCAGGCUCAGACCUUCUACGAUCGACGCAUGCUGGUUUCACGAAAGGACAGCGAGUCAUUGAGGAGUGAGCAAAGCCUUUGUCAUUGAUCAUGAUAUACGAAACUAC